AUGUUCAAAGUCUUGGCCAAACUCGAAUCAGAGCAAUCAGAGCUAAAAGUUCUCUUGAAAUUAUCCAAUGAAACCACCUUUGAUUCUCUUUCCCAACAAUUACAAACACACUUCUUCCCGCAUGCAACCUCUCCAAAUAACAACAACCGUUCAUUAACAUUUGACAUUUCCUUUCUUCAUGUUCGGGAUGAUCAACCCAUGCAAAUUCAAAAUAAUGAUCACGUCAAGGAAUUUAUUCAACAAAUUUCUCAAACUACAAAUGGUGUCAACAAGAAGGAGUAUAAAAUUCUCACAUGCAAAGUGAGACGUGAAGAAAGAGUGGUCAGUGAUGAUGAUGAUGAUCGGAAUGACAAGAUUGAAAAUGUUGACCAUGUUCAACCCUAUGAUUCACGACUUGCAAGUGAUUCGUUUGUGAUCAGAGGAGAUGAUGACAAUGCUAGAAAGGUUGUCACUUUGAAAACAAUGGAUGAUGAGGGUUUCGAUUCAAGAUUGGCAACUGAUUCUUUUUUGAUCAAUGAUGACAAAAAGGAUAGAGCUCCAAUCAAGAUCGAUGAAGAAAAAUUGGACUCUAGAUUUGCCAAUCUAUCUUUUGAAAUGUUGAAUACUUCUGCCAAUAAGGAAAAUGUUGAACACAAUCCAUUUUCGUCUGACCAAGAAGAAUCGACGACAUCUACCUUAUCUGAACUUGAGCGAGUUCAAAAAAUGUUAGAUUCUCAAUAUGAACAAUUGACUUUUCUUGCAUCAGGUGGAUUUGGAACAGUGUACUCUGCCAUUCGAAAAGGUAAUCAAAAAAAAGUGGCUAUUAAAAUAAUGAAAACAGAAAAUGAAUGGAAAUUGGCGAACAGUGCUUUGAAAGAGUUUGAAAAGAUGGUGAAAUUAUAUCAUGAACAUAUUGUCAAGACUUAUCGAGCAUUUUUUGUUGGAGCAUUGUCAUCGAUUGGAAUUGAAAUGGAAUUGAUGUGUGGAAGUUUGAUGGAUUUCAUUCAAAAAAAACAAGUGUUGAAUGAGAAAGUAUUGUUGAAAAUAUUGAAACAAUGUUGUCAAGCUUUGGAAUGGAUUGAAAAGAAUCACAAUGUUGUUCACAGAGACAUCAAACCUCAAAACAUUUUGACAAGAAGUGUCGAUUUGAAUGAAAAUGAAAUUAAUGUUGCAUUGGCAGAUUUUGGAUUGGCUCGAACUGUUGAAUCAGUGAAUGUUACACAAUUUGGUGGAACCAACAACUACUUUUCUCCUGAGGUUAUUUCAAAUCAAACAUUUUCAUUUGCAAGUGAUGUAUUUGCGCUUGGAGUGACCAUUUAUCAAUUAAUGUCAUUUGAUAUGACCACUGUUUGGUCUACCAAUAUUCUAAACACGAAUUACAAAUCAUUGCAACAAUUCAUUCGAGACCGUUCUCAAUCUCCAACCUAUUCCGACUUUCUUCUAGACUUGAUCAUUUCCAUGCUCAAAUUUACUCCAUCCGAACGAAUAACCGUAUCACAAAUUUUAGAACGAAUUUCUCAAUACGAGCAAGUUGGAACCAAAAUAUUAAUUCUAAGUCUGUCAACUGCAGAACAAGAUUUUGAACAUGGAAAUCAAUGUCUUGCAAGGGGAGACACAACCCAAGCUUUGGAAUAUUUUACAAAAUCAGCCAAUGAAGGAUAUGUUGCUGCACAACAUGCACUUGGAGAUUUAUACAAUUACAAAGACAGAGUCAUGCUUCCAGAUUACUCACUCGCCAAAUCGUGGUAUGAAAAAGCAGCUGAACAAGGUCAUGCAUCUUCACAAUAUGAACUUGCCUAUAUGUAUGAAUAUGGAGUUAAAAAUCAUGAUCAAGAAACGAUUGUUGAAAUUAAUCCAUUCAAGGCAUUGGAAUAUUAUGAACAAGCAGCAAGUAAUGGGAGUGAUCAAGCUCAAUUACGUUUAGCACAACUCUAUGCAUCUGGAGAGGGUGGUCUUUUACAAGAUUAUAACAAAUCCUUUGAGUUCAUGAAAAAAGCUGCUGAACAAGGAAAUACUGCUGCACAAGCCAUGCUUGGAAUGAUGUAUCAUUCAGGAAGAGGUUGUGAAAGAGAUUUAGCGAUGGGAUGUGAAUGGAUUGAGAAAGCAGCUCAGAAAAACGAUUCUCUUGCACAACAUCUUCUUGGAGUGGCCUAUCGAUUUGGAGAAGGAGUACCACAAGAUUAUUCGAAAUCCAUAGAAUAUUUUGAAAAAUCAGCUGCUCAAGGUAAUCAUGGAUCACAAUAUGAACUGGGAUUUGCUUAUCAGAAUGGUAUUGGUGUCAUUCCGGAUAUGGUCAAAGCAGUUGAAUGGUAUGAAAAAGCUGCCACGGAAAAUCCUCUCGCUCAGUAUGCUCUUGGAUUGAUUUAUAGAGAUGGAUACAGAGAUUUGAUACCUGCGGAUUUGCCAAAAUGUUGUGAAUACUUUUUAAAGGCAGCUAAUCAAGGACAUGCACUUGCUCAACAUGAACUUGGAAUCAUGUACAGUUUUGGUGCAGGUGUUCCAAAAGAUGACUCGAAAACAUUGGAAUGGUUUGAAAAGGCUGCAAAUGCUGGAUACGCAAAUUCGCAAUACAUGUUAGGACUUAUCUAUGAAAAUGGAAGACAUGGAGUUCAACCAGAUGUGAUGAAAGCUUUUCAGUGGUAUCAACAAGCUGCAUUUCAAGGACACUUUUCAGCCAAUGAAAGUUUACAACAGCUGUUUAUGAAGCUUAAUGGUAAUUUUGGAAUGCCCUUGAAUUAA
Messenger RNA from Naegleria lovaniensis, 2718 nucleotides. RefSeq lists its product as uncharacterized. The transcript has a single exon. The coding region runs from base 1 to 2718 and encodes 905 amino acids. Gene Ontology annotation, biological process: protein phosphorylation. The record is from RefSeq and is a predicted model, not a curated record. Gene Ontology annotation, molecular function: protein kinase activity; ATP binding; protein binding. Lineage: Eukaryota; Heterolobosea; Eutetramitea; Acrasida; Naegleriidae.